This is a messenger RNA of Penicillium atrosanguineum, 780 nucleotides long. RefSeq lists its product as uncharacterized. NCBI's taxonomy places the organism in Eukaryota, Fungi, Ascomycota, Eurotiomycetes, Eurotiales, Aspergillaceae. The record is from RefSeq and is a predicted model, not a curated record. The transcript has 3 exons. The coding region runs from base 1 to 780 and encodes 259 amino acids.
AUGGGUCCGACACUACUUAACGAGAUUCUUUUCAUGGUGGGAGAGCAGCUCGAUAAACAUGAAGAUCGCUGGAACUCGAUAUUCGCUGGACUCCACAACUGGCGUGAUAUGAGGCCCUUCGUUCAUGUCAUCAUUGAGCAAGUCAGACUUGGGACUUCGGUUCGAGAGCUCGAUUUGCGGGGUUGGAAGAUAUAUAUCGUCUCAGUCGAGGAAUGGAAAGAUAUUGAGAAUGACUUGGUUCUGAAAAUCCUGGUCAAGAAAUCGUCGCAUUCAAUUGAAGAGGCCACAAUGGCAAGAGAGCCUAGGAAGGGCCAUGGACAUGCAUGGAUUGCACUAGCCCUUCCUUUGUUGACUCAUCUCCAGAAUCUGCAAUUAAUAUACGCUACAAGAAAUCAUUUUGUUAAUCUCACCAUGCAACGGGCAGUCCAUGGUGAGAAGUCACUCCACAAAGGGACUGCUUUCCAAUACCUACAAGGAAGUUGGCCACAUGGACCCCCAAGGGAUUCCGAUAAUACCCAACCACCCUCGGCUGCACUGCUCAUGUUGUUCUUCCACUUUCAAUCCAUGCGUACAAUCGAUGCCGAUAUGUUGAUAGACUCGAAUUCAGUCACCAGACACUCCAAAAAAGGGGUUGGCUUCUCUCCGGUUUCUGAAAUCAAUUUGCGUGCCAGUUGCGGUGACCAAGGAAUGGAGGACCUGAUUUUUUUUCAAAAAAGCAGCAUUCUAACUCCUACAUUCACUCCCAAGGUUAUCAACCAAAAGCCUUCCAUCGCUCGUUAG